Tinamus guttatus (white-throated tinamou) is the source of this 1933-nucleotide messenger RNA. Lineage: Eukaryota; Metazoa; Chordata; Aves; Tinamiformes; Tinamidae. The record is from RefSeq and is a predicted model, not a curated record.
AUCUAAUGCUGCUGUUCUUAGUCUUUUUCUUUUUUUUUUUCUUUCUAGGGUUUGAAAUCUAAGAGAAUGGCAGAUAUUGACAACAAAGAACAGGCUGAACUUGAUCAACAGGAUAUGGAAGAUGUUGAAGAAGUAGAAGAAGAAGCUGGUGAAGAUGCCAACAGCAAAGCUCGACAGUUGACUGUGCAGAUGAUGCAAAAUCCUCAGAUUCUUGCAGCCCUUCAGGAAAGACUUGAUGGCCUGGUAGGAACAUCUACAGGAUAUAUAGAAAGCUUGCCUAAAGUUGUUAAAAGACGUGUGAAUGCUCUCAAGAAUCUUCAGGUUCAGUGUGCACAGAUAGAAGCUAAGUUCUAUGAGGAAGUCCAUGAGCUGGAAAGAAAGUAUGCUGCCCUCUAUCAGCCCUUAUUUGACAAGCGAAGUGAAAUCAUCAAUGCAAUUUAUGAACCUACAGAGGAAGAAUGUGAAUGGAAAGCAGAUGCUGAAGAAGAGAUUUCAGAGGAAAUGAAAGAGAAGGCCAAGCUUGAAGAAGAAAAAAAAGAUGAAGAAAAAGAAGACCCUAAAGGAAUUCCUGAAUUCUGGCUGACAGUGUUCAAGAAUGUUGACUUGCUCAGUGAUAUGGUUCAGGAACAUGAUGAACCUAUCCUGAAACACUUGAAAGAUAUAAAAGUCAAGUUUUCAGAAGCUGGACAGCCUAUGAGUUUCACAUUAGAAUUUCACUUUGAAACAAAUGAUUACUUCACAAAUGAAGUAUUGAUAAAGACAUAUAGAAUGAGGUCAGAGCCAGAUGAUUCUGAUCCCUUCUCCUUCGAUGGACCAGAAAUCAUGAGUUGUACAGGUUGCCAAAUAGACUGGAAAAAAGGAAAGAAUGUUACUUUAAAAACAAUUAAGAAGAAGCAGAAACACAAGGGUCGUGGCACAGUUAGAACAGUGACAAAAACUGUUUCUAAUGACUCUUUCUUCAACUUCUUUAGUCCUCCUGAAGUUCCUGAAAGUGGAGAUUUGGACGAUGAUUCCGAGGCAAUCCUUGCUGCGGACUUUGAAAUAGGUCACUUCUUACGUGAGCGUAUAGUCCCCCGAUCAGUGUUGUACUUCACAGGAGAAGCUAUUGAAGAUGAUGACGAUGAUUAUGAUGAAGAAGGAGAGGAGGCAGAUGAUGAGGAGGGGGAAGAAGAAGCAGAUGAAGAAAAUGAUCCAGAUUAUGACCCAAAAAAGGAUCAAAACCCAGCAGAAUGCAAGCAGCAGUGAAGCAGUGUGUAUGUGGCCUUGAGGAUUACCUGCACUGUAAUAGCCUAAACACAACUAUUAGUUACUUACAGCCUUAUGUUUUGUAUCUUGGUAGAAUUAAGUAACCAAUUUGUUAAAUACGAAAUCAAACACAUAAGAACCAGUUUAAAAUGUAGGUUCAAUCUACCUAGCAUUUUAACAGUAUAAUUUUCAGCCAAUAUGUAGAAUGCAGCAAAUCCCCAAAAGCAUGAAUGUUAAUUCAUUGCUACAUAGUUUGGUUCUUGUGAAGUCCUUGUCAUGUAGCUAUUAGACUGCAGCUGUGAAGAUUAUCAGAACUGUUAACUGAGACCAAUAUUUGUUUAGAGAAAAUCCUCUCCUGAAGAACCAACCAAAGUAUUUUCAGCCCAGUAGUCUGAACGGGUGUAAGUCUGCUUGCACUAGCUGUGCCUUCAUUACUUUGUUAUAGAAAAUGGCAGUGACUUGUACUAACUAGGAGAUGAUGAUGCAUUUUGAAUUUGACUACUUGAGAAGACUAGUAUAACUUGUUUAAUUUCCAACGAGACCACAUUAAACAUUCAUAACUGUCAGCUUGUUUAUGCUAUGGGUUUUGUAUUUUAUGUGACAUAGUGAUCUACAAAGGAAACCUAGUCAUCAUAUUAAGGUUUAUUGUUUACCACUGGGGUGUGAAUAAAACCUAGUAUUUUCAGAA